This is a messenger RNA of Dictyostelium purpureum, 2109 nucleotides long. Its product is annotated as glycosyltransferase. Bases 1 to 2109 code for a protein of 702 amino acids. The record is from RefSeq and is a predicted model, not a curated record. NCBI's taxonomy places the organism in Eukaryota, Evosea, Eumycetozoa, Dictyosteliales, Dictyosteliaceae. The transcript has 2 exons. Gene Ontology annotation, molecular function: alpha,alpha-trehalose-phosphate synthase (UDP-forming) activity. Gene Ontology annotation, biological process: trehalose biosynthetic process. Gene Ontology annotation, cellular component: cytosol; alpha,alpha-trehalose-phosphate synthase complex (UDP-forming).
AUGAGUUCUGGUGGUUUAGUAGCUGCAUUAUCGGGGUUAAAAUCAAAUUUUAUAUGGGUAGGAUGGAUCGGUACAGAAAUUGAUGAAGAGGAUAGACCAGUGGUUAAAGACUUGCUUUGGAAGAAUUAUAGCUGUAUACCAGUAUUUUUAGAAGAACGUGUUGCAAAUGAACAUUAUAAUGGGUUUUCAAAUGGAGUUUUGUGGCCAUUGUUUCACUAUUUACCAGGAGAUUUAGAUUAUGAUGACCAAAUUUGGAAUUCAUAUGUAGAGGCCAAUGAAAUUUUUUCAACUGUUGUCGCCGAUAUCUUAAAGCCCGAUGAUAUGGUUUGGGUACAUGAUUACCAUAUGAUGUUGUUCCCAGAGAUUCUAAAGCAAAAGAAACCUGAAGCUAGAAUUGGUUUCUUUCUUCAUAUUCCAUUUCCAUCAUCAGAAAUUUUCCGUGUCUUGCCAUGUCGUAAAGAAAUUCUCAUGGGUAUAUUAAAUUGUUGCUUAAUUGGUUUCCACACAUAUGAUUAUGCUCGUCACUUUUUAAAGGCAUGUACUAGAAUAGUUGGUUUAGAAACAGCGCCAAAUGGUGUAUACUUCAGAGAUCGUUUCGUACAGGUUGGUGUUUUCCCAGUCGGUAUUGAUCCAGAUAAAUUCUUUGAGUCCAUCAAAACCCCAAAGGUAGAGAGUCGCAUUCAAGAGUUAAAGAAAUCUUUCGAAGGAUCUAAGGUCUUAAUUGGUAUUGAUCGUUUAGAUUAUAUUAAAGGUAUACCACAGAAGCUUCAGGCUAUCGAGCGUUUGUUCCAAAAAUACCCAGAAUGGAAAGGUAAGUUGGUAUUAAUUCAAGUUGCAGUCCCAUCUAGACAGGAUGUAGAAGAAUAUCAAAAGUUAAAAAAAGAGGUAGAGGAGUUGGUUGGUAGAAUCAAUGGUCUUUAUGGUAGUCUUGGGUAUAGUCCAAUUCAUUAUCUUUUCCAGAGUGUUGACUCCACAGAGCUUACAGCCUUAUAUAAUAUUUCCGAUGCUGCUUUAAUUACUUCAAUUAGAGAUGGUAUGAAUUUAGUUGCUCAAGAGUAUAUUGUUUGUCAAACCGAUAAAAAAGGUGUUUUAAUUCUCAGUGAGUUUACAGGUGCUGCACAAUCAUUAUCAGGUGCUGUUAUGAUUAACCCAUGGAACACAGAGGAGGUUGCAGAUUCAAUUAAUAAUGCUCUUACAAUGUCAGAGGAAGAGCGCGAAGAAAAACAUCAAAUGCUUUUAAACUAUGUCACCAAGCAUACAGCAUCCCACUGGGGUUUAGGUUUUGUUAAAGAACUUUACAAAGCUAGCCACAAUGCAGAUAAAAUGGUCUCAAUUCCAAAGCUUAACAUUGAUGAGGUGGUCGAUAUCUAUAAAAAUAGUAAGCGUCGUUUAUUAAUUUUCGCUUAUGAUGGUACCCUCAUUCCAUACACAAACGUUCCACAGCUCAGCCGUCCAUCUCAAGAGCUUUUAGAAAGUUUUGAUAUCCUUUCAAAUGAUCCAAAGAAUGACCUUUACAUUUUAUCAGGUCGUGACAAGAAAACUCUUAGCGAGUGGUUUAAUGGUUUACACAUUGGUUUGUCAGCAGAGUAUGGAUGCUUCUUCAAAGAUCCAGAUAGUGAAGAGUGGGAGCAACAGGUACCAUCAAUGGACCUUAGCUGGAAAGAAACAAUUAGACCUUUGUUUAAAUAUUUCACCCUUCGUACACCAGGUUCUUUCUUUGAAGAAAAAGAAAUGCUUUUCACAUGGCAUUAUAGAAAUGCAGAUCCAGUAUUCGGUUGUAUUCAGGCCAGAGAAUUACACUUACAUUUAGACAAUUUACCCUUGGACGUUAUUGUUGGUGAUAAGACAUUGGGUGUAAGAUCAUAUAACAUUAAUCCAACAUCAUCUAUGAAAAAAGUCAUAACAGAUUCAAUACCAAAGAAUUUGGAUUUAGUAUUAUUAAUAGGAGAUACCCAUAUUCACCCAAGUGAGUUGCCACAGUUUGAAGGUAAAAUUUAUAAUAUUUCAGUUGGUAAAAAAAGUAAUAAAGAUAGUUAUCAUUUAAAUGAUCCAAGUGAAGUUAUAGAAUUGGUAAAUAGAUUAGAAAAAAUUUCAGAUUCAGUUGCUUAA